GAGGGCGCUGAAUUAAUACAAAAUGUCUGCCGAUGAAGAUACAGAAUUGCGGGACUUGGUAGCCCAAACACUUGAAAACAAUGGUGUUCUUGGCAAAAUAAGGGCAGAAAUUCGUGCCAGUGUAUUUCUUGCUUUGGAAGAACAAGACAAGGUACGCAAUAAGACACCGUUUGUCAACCAAGAAUUAAAGAAAUUCCUGGUAUCAAAAGAAGGCCAAACAGCAGCUGCACUUGUAUAUGAAUUCCUGGACUACUUCAACCUUGACUUCACUGUUGCGGUGUUUAAUCCUGAAACCAAUUUUUCUGAUAAGUAUGAAGGAAGGGAAAAAUUAGCAAAAACACUUGAUCUUAGCGACAACGAGAAGAGCAGAGCAAGGCCCCUGAUAUGUGAGCUGCUGAAAAAGAUUUCCAAAGAGCCAGUGUCAAGGAGCAAAGAUGUUACAAAUGUUGAGGAAAUUAUCCUACCAAAGAGGUGUUCCAUCGCACCACAUUCGGAUUUGACAUCAAAGCAAGUUUCUGAUGCGCAUAAAAAGUUUGAAUAUUAUGAUAAGGAUAAAAAUGGAACCAUUGACAAAGAUGAAUUAAGAAACCUUUUCAUUGACAUAUUUCCACAUUUUCACCGAAAUAUGUUGGAAAGAUAUGUGAAUGAUGAGUUCAAAUCAGGUGAUCGUGAUUUCAGUAGUGGUAUUGACUUCGAUGAGUUUUUGGGAAUGUACAAGCGCCUCUUUGUUCUCUGUAAAAGUGUUGUGUCGCAUGAUGUCUCAGAAAUUCUGCCGGGUUCUCCGAAGUCUUUCAGUAGUCCAAUAAAGACAGCCAGUUUAGAUGAGCAGUCAAAAGACAGUAGCAACAUGAAGGAUGAUGGUGCUGGGAAAAAAUUGAAUGGUAUCAAAUCAAGAUCUUUAUCUGGCUCAAGCCUUGAAAGUGACGAUAAUGAUGACUCAUUCUUUGACACGUCACCAAGACAUUCCAAACCCACUAGUAUUCCUCAACCCAAGAAGAGCAACAGUCCACCAUCUACACCACCAACUAGUCCCACCACUAAGCCGAAUGGAUUAACCUCAUUGGGAAACGCUCCACCCAUUGGUGGAAGUGGCAUGGGCUCCUUGACUGGGGCGCCACCAUUGUCUGGAUUAGGGGGAAACAGAGGUGCAUCUAGCCCAGAUUGGAAGGACCUACAUGAUAUUAAUAAGGAAAUUGGCAAACUUAGUUACAAUACUAAUAAAGAUGAUUCCCAAGAAGAUGACUAUGAUGAUGAUGAUGAUUAUGAAGACGAUUUUCAAAGUUCCCAAGGCAGUCGCAGUCAAUCACAAAGCCAUGGAGGACCAAGAAGCUACAAAAGCUCUGAAGCUAAUAGUAUUAUUGAGGACCUAGAAGUACCAGAGGAUGUGUCAGAUGAUAUUGACUUUUUUAACAGCAGUCAAGAAAAGUUUGAUGAUCUAACUGCUGAUAGAUCAGCAUCACAGCUCAGUCAAAGUGGAAACUUUGACUAUGUAGAAGAUGUCCAGUUUACUUCAUGACAAGAACCAGCACAAAGCUUAACCUUUGAUACACUACUUGCUGCCAUUUCUAAAAACUAAAUUAUUUGUUUAUUCUAUCCAUUUGUCAUUUUUUAAUAUAAUGUAAAUAAGUCCUCCUUCUCCCCCAAAAAUUAAAAUGUGGUUUGCUCGGAGCUGUUGUUUUUUGGGCUUGGCUGUUGACUGCUUUUCCUCUUUAUUACAUCAAAAAGUAAUUGAACUCAGCUAGUACACGAGGCGAUUAAAUCUUCUACACCAGUUAUUACUAACGUUAUUAAUAUAUCAUUCAGCAAUCAUGGGAUCUUUGAUGCUCCAAUUUGACGUGGCAUGGGGAGGGGAAAGCAAAUCAUAUUGGACCCUUGAUGCUGUAUAAUUAAGUAGGGGAGGAUGGUGCCAGCAUGGCACGAGCCCAACUGUUGGGGAGUUGCUGUAAGGUCUGUCAGAGGAAAUAUAAUUGGAAUUAUUUUCAUAAACCAAGACAACUGUCCUCAUAGUGCCAUUUUUUUGGCAUCUAGGGGUGACCUAACCUUUUUUUUUCUCCUCAGCCCCAACCAUGGUGGGGGUGAUUGUGUGUGUGGCCCAUCUUCCAAUUCAAGCACAGUUAUUACAGUUAUUUAUAUCAAUGCCAUGAAAACCUUAUUUAUUGUUUAUUAUUAUUUUAGUCUGUAUAUAAAUCUUCUACAGAAGUGUAGUGACUUGAUAAAUUGAUAAAUAUUUUGUUGAAAUAUAUGAGGUUAGUAUCGGUGUCCAUUAAUGUUGAAUGAUCAGGGUGGGUUAUGAGUGUCCCCUAGAUGGGUAUCUACUUACAGACGGUAUGUGUGUCCACUGGAGUAAAAAAGCAGUUAAUAUUUAGCCUGCCUCGUAACAAUGUUCACAGGAAACGUUUAUAUUAAUGAGAGAGUGAUUUUUUUAAGUAAAUGCCUAUGUAUUUUUUCCAAAGUAUAGAUUUUAAUACUAAUGCAUUAACAUUAUAGAAGAAUGUGCAGUGGGAGAUUCGGAAGUGGGGCCAGUCAACCUGGGGCCAGCCGGCAUGGGGCCCCCACAAUUUUUCAAAAUUAUCUUUUAAAAGAAAUUUUUAAAUAUUCAAAUUUAAAUCUGAGAGUGCCAUUUCUUUUUAAAUCUGAGAGUGAAAGUCCUUGCUUGGGCCCCUCUAUUUAUGGUAGGUAUCUACACUGUGGGCAACUUUGACACUGCCAUUGUUAAAAGUUUUUCUCAGUGUUUUCAAUACUAUAUAUCAGUGGUGGCGCCAGAGGGAGGCCUAUCCCGUCGGGGAAGCACACCCCCUCCCCCGUUGGGGAAGACGAUAGGUUUUGUCGGGGAACAAACAAAUUAAAAAAAAAAAUAUUUACAUGUAA
Messenger RNA from Anneissia japonica, 2868 nucleotides. Its product is annotated as FGFR1 oncogene partner-like. The transcript is spliced from 15 exons. Gene Ontology annotation, biological process: microtubule anchoring. NCBI's taxonomy places the organism in Eukaryota, Metazoa, Echinodermata, Crinoidea, Comatulida, Comatulidae. The record is from RefSeq and is a predicted model, not a curated record. The coding region runs from base 23 to 1516 and encodes 497 amino acids. Gene Ontology annotation, cellular component: centrosome. Gene Ontology annotation, molecular function: calcium ion binding.